Blastomyces dermatitidis ER-3 is the source of this 3313-nucleotide messenger RNA. Its product is annotated as golgi apparatus membrane protein tvp38. The coding region runs from base 443 to 1717 and encodes 424 amino acids. The transcript has 4 exons. Gene Ontology annotation, cellular component: Golgi membrane. NCBI's taxonomy places the organism in Eukaryota, Fungi, Ascomycota, Eurotiomycetes, Onygenales, Ajellomycetaceae. The record is from RefSeq and is a predicted model, not a curated record. Gene Ontology annotation, biological process: mitotic spindle elongation; vesicle-mediated transport.
ACUCCAUGAAACUGGGGUGAAAAGGCGUUGGCCUGCCGUUUUCUACUUGUUAUCCCUCUUUUGCUUCUUCUAUUUGAAUUUGAACUGGUCAAAUAGUUUUGCAAUUUUCUCCAGAGUAAGUUACGGAAUACGGAGUAUAUAAUAGUUGUGGUGAUUUCGUGUCUGCCUGCGCGCUUCUCUCCCGCUCAAUUAGCCGCCGGCCCGUGUCCUUCCUAUUAUUACUUAAGUUGUCUCCACAGCCUCAAUCAAGCAUCAUCACUGCCGCCCUUCUUCUUUCUCGCGAUACCAACAAUUUUCUCACACAUGAUACAACCAUCACCAGGCUGCUGAAUGGCACGCAAAUAGCUUUGUCCCUUAUUUAUACGCGGAUGAGCAGCCAGCAUCACCUCAUCUCACCACUUCCCAUCCAUUCCUGGGAAUACGCACGCCGGAUCUAUGAGAGAUGCCUAGUACAGACCCCUCUCAAACUGUAAACGCCCUCUCGCCUUCCCUUCUACCAGACCCGGAUGAAUGCAUAUCUCCUACUUUCGAAUCAAUCCGCCCGCCAUGGAGCCAGCCUCGCUCGAGCCUUUCCCGCUCUUCGGGGAGGAGGAGCUCCUCCCUCUUCGCUGUCCCACCAGUUUCCUUGCGCGAUAGAACUAUAAACCAUAUGAAACUUUCCUACCAACGUGUCUCCCGCACUUUUGGGAGGAUGACUCUUCUACAGAAAAUUGGCUCCGUGUUGGCAACAAUUGCGGUCAUCACGUUGGGGCUAGGAUUUAUGAUUCUUACAGGCCAGAUAUUUAAAUGGCUGGAGCCUGUCGCGGAGGAUUGGGAGAACUCCAAGCUUGCAUACUUCAUCUUGAUUUUGUGCACGUUUACCGUUUCCUUCCCUCCGCUUAUUGGUUGGUCGACCAUCGGGACUAUAGCGGGUUUUAUUUUUGGUGUUUGGAAAGGGUGGCUUCUAUACGGUAUUGGAACAGUGCUUGGUUCCACCUGUUCCUUCAUCGCCUCUCGAACCCUUUUUUCGUCCUUCGUACAUCGAUUAAUGCAACACGAUAAACGCUUUGCCGCCCUUGCCUUGACCCUGAAAUAUGACGGUUUACAACUGCUUUGUAUGAUCAGACUUUGCCCACUACCAUAUUCGAUAUGUAACGGAGCAAUAUCGACGUUCCCUACUGUACACCCCCUCAUGUAUGGUCUUGCUACUGCCAUCAUAUCUCCAAAACUCCUAGUCCCGACUUUCAUCGGCAGCAGACUGCGCAUUCUAGCGCAGAGCGGCGAGACGAUGAGCGCAGGCUCAAAAGCCAUCAAUGUUAUCAGCAUCUUGGUCAGCAUGUCCGUCGGUAUCUUCACUGGGUGGUAUAUAUAUAGAAAUACCCUCGCCCGCUCCAAAGAGCUCGAAGCCGAAGAGCGCGCUAACAACAGCAUCCGACGAUCCCUAUCCAACGACCCGCACCAUCCUCAGCCACCACACGUCUUCUCAGAUGACCCGGAUGAUAUUGCCGCUGCACAGGCGCUCGACGAGGAAGCUCGCAUUGGCUUCCGACGGGAUGGUGUUGCUCAUGGGUAUGAUAUCAGCGCGGACAUUGAUGAUGACCACGUUGCCAUCGACCCGGUUGGAUACCAUGAUGAAUUUACGGACAAUGAUUCUGAUGUUUUUGAUGAUGGGGAUGGGGAUGGUGCGGGCGAUGUUAAUGAGUCGUAUAGCUUACAUCGACAUUUCGAUUCGAAAUAGGUUCUUGUUUAGAAUCAGGUUCACGCCCUGUUGUUCUUGGUUUUUAUACUUCCGUGUGGUAAGGUAUGUCUUUUUUUUUUUUUUUUUUAGUUUUAGAUCAGCCUUUGUCAUUUCUCCUUCCUGGUUGUCUUUUUUAAGUCAUUUUUAUUUUUGCUGCUGGACUUCAGGUUUAAAACACACAUAUAUAUAUAUGGUAGGGUGUGGCGUAUGUUCUGUAUGAUCAUAUUUCGAAUUGGCUUAUUCUCAAGGCUUAUUCUCAAGGCUAGAUAUACAUACAUUCAUCAGUGUAUUUUUGGAAUGCUAUUCCUCCCCAUCUGUCUGACCAUAAUAGUGAAUAAUGAGCGUUGGUUUUGUUGCUCAGGGCUGGUCUAGUUAAGGUUCGGGCCGACAGAACGUCCACUGGCCCUUACUGGUUGGUUCAAUGUGGGACCCAUCAGUUAGUUAAUAUUAAUAAUGAAUUCAGUCACUCAGCGUCAAUCUCCAUUUGAAACCCAGGAAUGCCACUCACAUCAAAGUCUUACCUACACUGGGGUUUUGCAGCUUCAGCGAUUUUCUAGCUGCACUAACUGGUUUUAUACAAUUUAUGUGUUCUAGAUCGGCCAGAGGCCCUCCAGCGAAGAAUCACGCAACAAGACUAUUCCGUACUCGGCUUUCCUCUACUUCUCAUGCUAAUUGAUCCUUUGGAUUCUUGCAUCCUUUCUUUGCGAAAGCACAGUAUCAACAACCUUCAAAAGUAGAUGGCGGCUUGAAGGUCCUUGAACACUCAGAAAACUACUCCUCGAUGAACGGAACACUAUUGGAAAGAGAUAUCCAUGCCCGCGAAGAAAUACAAUUACAGAACCACAGGAUGGAUUUGACAAAAGCUACGAAAACCCAUACAAAAGGCAUUUCAAGCUCUCCGUGAGAGUUCACUGAAUUAUUUUCCCUUCCCCUCAUGUGUGAGGCUCUAUCUUCUGGAUACAGGCAUUCUACUGACGGAUGCCAAAAACUCCAGCUCAGCAUUAGAACGUUCCAAUUCUCCGACCUCAUUCAUUCAAAUGUUGACUGAAAUCUUCUGAUCCAGUUGAGUCUCUACAAUACCGCACUCACGCAGUAGCGCGAAGUAUGGGCCACAUGAUAGAGGUUUAACCGCGGGUCCACAGAAAAAUUGUAGGUUGGAAACUAGAUAUAUCUUUUGAUGCGGGCUGUAGGCUCUGGAUUUUACCAGGGCGGGAGUUUACCUAUUUACCAAUAUCCCUUUUUUUUUACCCCCUGCUUUUAUGAGUUUUCAAGUAGCGAAAUAUCUCAGAAUGCGAAGAUGGCGUAGAUAGGGAACUUUGUACGCUGUAGGGCCGCAGUUUUUUCGCUGUCAAACCUGGAAACCCCCCGCUGUUGUUGAAGACACUUUGAUAGGAAACUCAUGCAUUCUGCGAACCUGCCGAUGGAGAUAUCCUUCAGGCCGUAUAGGACUAAUCUCCUAAUGAAGAAAUUCACGAUCAGAAAGGACUCCUAUAUCACGUACAUAGUACGGAGUAUUCAGGCGGAUUCGAGGCAAGCACGUCACCAUUGAUAGUUACCAUUGAUAGUUGGGCGAAGACCUCCUAUUCCUCAUGGUUC